This is a messenger RNA of Mobula hypostoma (lesser devil ray), 3318 nucleotides long. RefSeq names its product polymerase (DNA-directed), delta 3, accessory subunit (gene pold3). Lineage: Eukaryota; Metazoa; Chordata; Chondrichthyes; Myliobatiformes; Myliobatidae. Gene Ontology annotation, molecular function: DNA-directed DNA polymerase activity. Gene Ontology annotation, cellular component: delta DNA polymerase complex; nucleus. Gene Ontology annotation, biological process: DNA strand elongation involved in DNA replication; DNA replication; DNA synthesis involved in UV-damage excision repair. The coding region runs from base 38 to 1549 and encodes 503 amino acids. The record is from RefSeq and is a predicted model, not a curated record. The transcript has 12 exons.
CCCUUCCCCCUCUAACCCCUCACCCCGGUUUGGCGCCAUGGUCGCCAUGGAGGAGCUGGAGUUGUCGAUGGAGAACGUCGAGGAACUGGUGAUGGACGAGAACCGGAUUGUUACCUACAAGAUGCUGAGCCAUUCCCUGGGCAUUCACGUCAACCAAGCAAAACAGUUGCUUUAUUACUACGUGGAGAGAAAAAGGAAGGAAAACUCUGGAGCUCAGCUCCAUGUGACAUAUCUUGUGUCUGGAAAAGCAGAAGAAGAUGGAAUUUCGUAUCACAAGGUAGCGGUGGUGAGAGAAGACCAGUUGGAAGCAGUGAAGCUGAAGUUGUUGGUGACUGCCAGUGUGCACGUGUACAGUAUUCAGAGGGCAAUGCUAAAGGACAGCAGCCCCCUGUUCAGCACCGAUUAUCAGGCUGUGAAGGAAAACCUGUUGAGCAGCAACAAGUAUAGCGCCAUUCAGUGUGCUGAUGCUGUUCCCCGGUCAGCCGAGGAGAUGGCUCAGCUUCAGAAAUCCCUCCAGCAGCCAUCCCGCAGUUCAGCUGAGCCCCCGAACAACAAACCCAUCGUGAACGGCAGCCCACCCGUGCCCAGUAAAAGCGCUGCCCCACAGCCCAAGGGAAUCAUGGCUAUGUUUUCUGCCAAGCCUCCUGCCAAACCGAGCGACAGAGAGGAGAAAGUGGCGCCUGUGGCAGUGAAAGACAGGGAGAAUUCUCCGCCUUCAGGAAGUAAGAUAGCGAACAAAGGAAACAGCUUCAGCCACUUUUUCCAGAAAGCCAUUUCUAAGAAAGGGUCACCACCGUCCAAGGCCAUCAAGGAAGAGGCCUCUACCUCAGAGUAUAGAGAGAAAGCAGAGACCGCUCAGGAUGGAGAGUGCCACGUCAUUGCUUCGCAGGGAGUGAACGAUGAGGAAAUGGCACCCACAAGUGACACCGCAGCACAAAAAGCACAAGCCAAGGCUCAGACAGGGAGCGUCCGGGCAAAGAAAGUAGGCGAAGGUGGCGACGGACAGAGCAGCAAGAAGACAAAGCGAAGUGUGACACCAGCCAGUGACGGGGAGGAGCCUCACCACAAGCGGAGGCGCAGGAUCAGACAGCCUCUGUCAGACAGCAGUGACGAGGAAGUCAUCCUGGACUCUCCUGAACCCUGUGAUAUGAAAACGCCAUCACCGACGCCGGAAGCUCCAAUCGCUGAAGAGGAUGUAUCCCCUCCAUGCUUUUCAGAGGCUUCAGUAAAGCCACCAUCUUGGGAAAGUACAGAGGAAACUGAGAAGGCAGUUGGAGUGAAACGCAGGAAACGACACAGAGUUCUCAAAAGCAAGACCUUCGUGAAUGAAGACGGUGAUUUUGUGACGGAGAAGGUUUACCAGAGUGAGUCGUGCACUGACAGCGAAAAUGAGUCUACGGCCAAGCCACAGGUGCAGAAACCACCCGAUGCCAAGAGCGUGGGGGGAGUCAAGGACGAACGCAAAGGACCGAAGGAAAAGAAAGCCGCAGCCCCCAGCAGGGCAGGGAAGCAAGCAUCCAUCAUGGGAUUCUUCAAGAAGGCAGCGUAGUGCUCCACCUGUUGUCGUGUUGACCUGGAAUGGAGUUCCUACAGACACUACCAACAGGAGUGCUCAGACAACCAGAGGGUUGACAGGCUGUAAACAUAAACAUUGAAGGUCUCCUCAAGGAAUUUGGGCAUAUUGUGUGGGGGAAGGGCAUCCUGGACAUUGACUAUAACUAGAAUCGUAGUUCUGUUACCUUGAACAAGUGUUUCUCUUUGCAUGUUUAAGCGUUAUUUAUCAUUUUCUUCUUAAGCCUAUCACUCCUACUGGGUCAUAGGCUGCCGACAGCAGCUGGCCAGAGUCUUCUGUGCUGGGCCAAUGUUUCAAGUUGACUGCAGGUGAAGCCCAUUUUUGAAGACCCUCUCCCAGGAGUGAGAUCUUCGGAGCUUCUGUUGGUGUUCCUGUAGUUCUCGUUUUUUACAGGAUGGGGUUGCUGUUCCUCCUUUUGCAGCUGAGCAUGGGAUCAUCCAUGGCAGAGUUAUUAUUUAUUGUUGGGCCUCAUCUUUCUGUGAACACUUAAGUACCCACCAAUUUUCAAUUGUCUUCAAUUCUGUGCAGCCAUAAUGGGUAAAUCAUGCUCCAAACACUUAACUGCAUACUGGUGAUAGUUGGGAGAUGGUAAACUUCUGCCAUCUCACCGGCUGGGUCAAUUUUUAUUUAGAUUCAAAGAAAUGGAUAUCUUUUUUGGAAAAGCAAUGCAUAUUUACAGCAGAUGUCAGUCGAAUGAAUAAGCUGUUUGUUACUGUGCAUAGUAUUUGGAGCUUUGUACUGUUAGAUGGGGAGAGAGGGUAGGGGGUGUACUGGUUACUACAGUAUGUGUAAACAUAGAAAAUUUUUUACUAGUCCUGAAAAACCUCUGGAACAAGUUUUGGGAAAGCCUCAAAAUGGUUUAAAGGUUCUCCUUGCCCCAAAUUGUUGUACGAUACCAUUGUAGUCCUUGGAUACCUCACUCCAGAGUUUGUGAAUGUUCUCAGACAUCUCAGGCAAUUCUGGGUCGUUGCCAGUAUGCACUUUCCUCAACUCGUGGACAGCGAGUGGGAGUGUAAAUGAUUGUUAAUCUUAAUCAUUUAAUCAUUAUGUUAAUUUCAUUGCUCCCCUACUGCGCUCUACCCCAGCCUAUUUACCUGCUGCAGGCAUAGUGAAGUAAAUUAUCAAUCUGAGCCUGAGUGCAAGGGUUCUGCCACUCCACGGCUGAACCUGGUGACACUUUUCUUGGCAGUUCACCAGGCAUCUUUUCAAAUAUGACAAAACUUGGCUGAUUCUGGGUGUCAAUAAGACUUGGUCUGGCACACUUGCUGUGCGAGCUUCGAGAAUUUGCCCUUACACACAAAGCCCUAUGAAUUCCAAUACUAGGGUGGGAGACAAUGCACAGACAUCAAUCAUAGUUUGAGUGGGAAUUUUGGUGAAUGGAGGGUGUAUGGUGUUGGUUAAAACAUCUUUGGUUAGCACUUGUGUACUUUGGACAGUGUUCUAUUAUCUAGUGAAUCUUGUCAAAAUUUGUAUAGACCUGUGCAGUUAUACAGCCUGUUAAGAGACCUUGGCAAGUGAUUUGCUGUUGCUUGCAACGUGCUGCCUGAUGCCCUGGCCAUGGUGAGAGGCCAGUUGUUGUGAGGCUAAUCAAAUGCAGAAAUGCAGACACACUUUCAGAGCUCUGUAUUUGUGUCAGGCUUGAGAAAAGGUGCGGACUCUAUAUGGGGGAGGGGAAAUUUCUGGAUUUGAAUAGCCCUCCUUCCAUCAAAUUUAUUUGGGAAUAAAACAUUUUUAAGAAAAAUAAA